Messenger RNA from Alligator sinensis (Chinese alligator), 4102 nucleotides. RefSeq names its product suppressor of cancer cell invasion (gene SCAI). The transcript is spliced from 17 exons. Gene Ontology annotation, biological process: DNA-templated transcription. Gene Ontology annotation, cellular component: nucleus. The coding region runs from base 310 to 2094 and encodes 594 amino acids. Gene Ontology annotation, molecular function: transcription corepressor activity. The record is from RefSeq and is a predicted model, not a curated record. Lineage: Eukaryota; Metazoa; Chordata; Crocodylia; Alligatoridae.
GGGAUGCCUGGAACAAAUAUGUGAUUACACUGUUGCCUGUCAUUGCAAAGGUCUGGACUCUGACAUACUUGGUCCUUUCCAGUUCUGUGCCAUUUCUGCCUGUGCAAGACAAGAGUGUUGGAAUAGAAGAAAUCGGGGGAAGAAACCACAGUGGUCCAAGAAGAGUCUCUGGUCUACAUGUACCACUGUCUUUCCAGAGCGUGACUUAACAAACAUUAGUUAUUCUAAUACCUUGCCUGUUAGUCUUCAUGGGCAGCAAUUCCGCCUUCCUGUGAGAGUCUAAGCUGGGGAAACUUCUGGACCAGUAGAAUGGACUUGAGUAUUUUGUUCGAUGUCAUUCUGACAAGGCCGUGUGCUGUGGGUAAGAGGACUGAAUUUGCCCUAAAAGAAAUCAUGUCAUCAGGAGGAGCUGAAGAUGAUAUUCCUCAGGCAGAGAGGAAAACAGUCACAGACUUUUGUUAUCUGCUGGAUAAAUCUAAACAGCUCUUCAACGGCUUAAGGGAUUUACCUCAGUAUGGACAGAAGCAGUGGCAGUCCUAUUUUGGGCGAACAUUUGAUGUUUACACCAAACUGUGGAAAUUUCAACAGCAGCAUAGGCAAGUUCUGGACAAUCGGUACGGCCUAAAGCGGUGGCAAAUUGGGGAAAUUGCCUCCAAGAUUGGGCAACUCUACUAUCAUUAUUACCUGCGGACAUCUGAAACCAGCUACCUGAAUGAGGCCUUCUCUUUCUAUUCAGCAAUUAGACAGAGAUCGUAUUACUCCCAAGUCAAUAAAGAAGACAGGCCUGAAUUGGUGGUCAAAAAGCUUCGGUACUAUGCAAGGUUUAUAGUAGUUUGUCUUUUGCUCAACAAAAUGGAUGUUGUAAAGGACCUUGUAAAGGAACUGUCAGAUGAAAUUGAAGACUACACCCAUCGCUUCAAUACUGAGGACCAGGUGGAAUGGAACCUGGUUCUGCAGGAGGUGGCAGCUUUUAUUGAGGCAGACCCUGUGAUGGUUCUGAAUGAUGACAAUACCAUCGUAAUCACUUCCAACAGACUGUCUGAAACAGGGGCUCCGUUGCUGGAACAAGGAAUGAUCGUGGGACAGCUUGCUCUUGCAGAUGCACUAAUUAUUGGGAAUUGCAAUAACCAGGUCAAGUUCAGUGAGUUAACAAUUGAUAUGUUUCGAAUGCUGCAAGCACUUGAAAGGGAACCGAUGAACUUGGCUUCACAGAUGAAUAAACCUGGAAUGCAGGAAUCAACUGAGAAACCAGCCAGGCGGGAAAAUCCCCACAAGUACUUGCUGUAUAAACCAACCUUCAGCCAGCUGUAUACAUUUCUAGCAGCAUCAUUUAAGGAGCUGCCCGCAAACAGCGUGCUGCUGAUUUACUUGUCUGCUACAGGAGUGUUCCCCUCAGGUCGUUCGGAUAGUGAAGGUCCGUAUGAUUUUGGUGGUGUUCUUACAAACAGUAACAGAGACAUUAUAAAUGGGGAUGCAAUCCACAAGCGAAACCAGUCUUACAAGGAGAUGCACUGCCUUCACCCUGGUGAUCUGUACCCUUUCACAAGAAAGCCCCUCUUUAUCAUUGUGGACUCUUCAAACAGUGUCGCCUAUAAGAACUUCACAAAUUUAUUUGGACAACCACUGGUGUGCUUGCUUUCUCCAACAGCGUAUCCCAAAGCAUUACAAGAUCAGUCUCAGCGGGGUAGCCUCUUCACCCUCUUUCUGAACAAUCCUUUAAUGGCAUUCCUAUUUGUCUCUGGAUUAUCAAGCAUGCGCAGAGGAUUGUGGGAGAAGUGUCAAGAUUACCUUAGAAAAAUCAACCGGGAUAUUGCUCAGCUGCUGACUCAUUCCCGCUCCAUAGAUCAGGCUUUCCUUCAGUUUUUUGGGGAUGAAUUUCUUCGCUUACUUCUAACAAGAUUCAUCUUCUGCUCUGCCACCAUGAGGAUGCACAAAAUUUUCCGGCAGGAAACUCGAAAUUAUCCAGAAUCUUAUCCCCAGUUGCCAAGAGACGAAACAGUGGAGAACCCUCACCUCCAAAAACACAUUUUGGAGUUGGCUUCCAUACUGGAUGUUAGAAAUGUGUUCCUGGAAAACACCCUCGACGACUAUUAAAAGAAACUUUCUUAUUGCAAUGGGGUUUCCCUAGCCACAGUUUUUGAAUGGUGCAGUUUUCUAAUGUGAAAAUCCAGAAAAGGAAUUACUUGAUUUUUAUUUUUAAAUUUAAGACCAUUAUUAAAAAAAACAGCUGUUAGCUUGGCUGUUCCAUUCUGUAUGGGGUCAAUUUUAUAAACAAAUGUUUUCAUGUCUUUUAAAUGUUAACCUAAGGAAUCCCUGGAGUUUUAUUUUUGUUUUGUGGCUGAAAUUAACCACAUCUCCAACAGAUGAUCCUAAGUACAAGUAUUAUUGGUCACUUUUAGCCCACGUUUGUGGAAAAUCCUUUAUUUUUGUACAAUUUUAAAAAAUUGGAAAGGGAAAAAAAUAGGGAAAAAAAACAAUAUUUUCUCCCCAAAGAGUUUGGAUUUGAAACGAUAAAGUUUGAACCAUACAGCGCAAACCAACAAUAGCAAUAAGAGUCCUUCGUAAUAAAUAUAUAUUUUUCAUUCUUAGGUGAAUAAUUGGACAGAAAUGUUAGAAUGCAGUUGGAGCAGCAGGGUUGAAGUAGAGCUGUCAAGGACUCCCCUGCAAUCUAGUGUUCCUUGUAAAUUGGUCAUUUAAAUCUUGCACUGCACAGCACUGCCGGCCAGGGAUGCAUAUCCCAUUCUGCCUGCUUUGGGUGUGGGAUAGCAGGCUGGUGUGCAUUAAAUAAAGCUGGCCCUUCCCCCCCCUCCCCACCAUGCCUGAGGUCGGAGCCCACCAUUUUUCUGUCAUGGGAGGACAGUGUGUUACUCCUUUUUUGCUUAUUGGUAGCUCUUCUGAAAUCGCCAGGAUUCCCCGUCCUUUCCUCACAUGAAUGAAGAAGCUAACGGGAACAGCAUUUCCGGUGCCUGGGAAUUGAAAGUGUCCCAUAGCAGUACUGAGUACCAGCCCUCCCCAAGAAACACUUGGCCAGAAGCCUCACAGAACUGGUGCAGUUACCUACUUGUAACCAUGAGAUGAUUUUUUCAUGCAUCUUUUUGACCCCAGAAGACCUGUUUUGUUUCGUUUGGUUUUUGUUGUUGUUACGGUUAACAAAAGUAAGUUCUGUUACAAAGCACUGCGAUCCUACAUGUAGCAAAUACCUAUUCCUCCAUCGUGCUCCGCCACUUCCCUGGUCUGGAGAUGCUCUUGAAAGGGCAGACUGGCUGAGGAGUGAGAGGUACAUGAUAACAGCUAGCAGGGCUUGAUUUAUAGGUUCUCCAGCCUCAGUUGGGACCCUUUUAAUUGGAUAUUUUUGUUUGGACGUAACAUCUCUCAGCAGAGUCUCAUGAAGUCUCCAUUUUGGGUACAGUGAAGAAUGGUUAUGAUCUGUGUGAAUGUGUUUGCUGGGAAAGCAGGAGUUUGUUGCUGGCUGGACAAAUGCCUCUGGAGUUGCACAGUGGCUGCAGGAGCUCUUGCACUUGCUGACAGAGAGGCAGCCUGGAGCAGAGAGGAGAGAGCGCUGGGGAGCUUUGAAGUAAAUGUUUCAUACGUCCAGCCUAAUGAUUAUUGACACCCCAGAUUUCAGACAGUCUUCACUUGAGUUAGCAACAGCAGAUAAUACAACUCUUCCCAAAACCAAGCUGAAGGCUAGCAGAUACCAUUGUUUCAAUGUUUGGCUUUUAUAAAAAUAUUUAAAAAGUGAAGUGUACUUUCUGAGAAUAUUGAUGCUGCCCAGAAGGUGUUCAUGCUUUUAAAUCCAGGGCAGGGUUGUCUUUGUAGAAAAGAAGCAUAAUUUAUAUAUCAAAAAUUACAAAAUAGUUUUUCAAAUGGACUGAAUUGACAAAUCUGGAAUAAUAUUAGCAAAUCAAACAAGUCAUGCUGCUUCUGUAUGGGUAAAAUCUGGCUGGUAUUGGAAAGGCUGCCUUCUAGCUUUUGUUAUUGUGCAUGGCUCUGCUGUCUGAAUUAAGUCCAUUAUGGUGUUCCAAGUACCGUAUUAAUUAAACCGCAGUAGAGCAAGCACAGUGGAUCAUGACCGUAUGAGUUAGCAACAUGGAGCGUUCCA